This is a messenger RNA of Chrysochloris asiatica (Cape golden mole), 1910 nucleotides long. RefSeq names its product transcription factor binding to IGHM enhancer 3 (gene TFE3). Bases 98 to 1504 code for a protein of 468 amino acids. Gene Ontology annotation, molecular function: protein dimerization activity; RNA polymerase II cis-regulatory region sequence-specific DNA binding; DNA-binding transcription factor activity, RNA polymerase II-specific. The transcript is spliced from 9 exons. Gene Ontology annotation, biological process: regulation of osteoclast differentiation; positive regulation of DNA-templated transcription; humoral immune response. The record is from RefSeq and is a predicted model, not a curated record. Gene Ontology annotation, cellular component: nucleus. Lineage: Eukaryota; Metazoa; Chordata; Mammalia; Afrosoricida; Chrysochloridae.
GACAUAGAAUUAGAAAACGUCCUUGAUCCUGACAACUUCUACGAACUCAAAAGCCAGCCCCUAUCCCUACGCUCAAGGGGGCUCCAGGACCCCUGCCAUGUCGUCAUCUUCUUCAUCACGGGUCUUGCUGCGGCAGCAGCUAAUGCGAGCACAAGCCCAGGAGCAGGAGAGGCGUGAGCGUCGGGAACAGGCCGCAGCCGCUCCCUUCCCCAGUCCUGCACCUGCCUCUCCUGCGAUUUCUGUGGUUGGUGUCUCUGCUGGGGGCCACACAUUGGGACGUCCCCCUCCGGCUCAGGUGCCCAGGGAGGUACUCAAGGUGCAGACUCAUCUGGAAAACCCAACACGCUACCACCUACAACAGGCACGCCGGCAACAGGUGAAACAGUACCUGUCCACCACACUUGGGCCCAAACUGGCCUCCCAGGCCCUCACCCCACCACCAGGGCCCACGAGUGCCCAGCCACUCCCUGCUCCUGAGACUGUCCAUGCUACUGGUCCUGCAGGCAGCGCUCCCAACAGUCCCAUGGCGCUGCUCACCAUUGGGUCCAGCUCAGAGAAGGAGAUUGAUGAUGUUAUUGAUGAGAUCAUCAGCCUGGAGUCCAGUUACAAUGAUGAGAUGCUUAGUUAUCUCCCUGGAGGCACUGCAGGGCUACAGCUCCCCAGCACGCUUCCCGUGUCAGGGAAUCUUCUUGAUGUAUACAGUAGUCAGAGCGUGGCCACACCAGCCAUCACUGUCAGUAACUCCUGCCCAGCUGAGUUGCCCAACAUCAAACGGGAGAUUUCUGAGACAGAGGCAAAGGCCCUUUUGAAAGAACGGCAGAAGAAAGACAAUCACAACCUAAUUGAGCGUCGCAGACGAUUCAACAUUAACGACAGGAUCAAGGAACUGGGCACGCUCAUCCCCAAGUCGAGUGACCCGGAGAUGCGCUGGAACAAGGGCACCAUCCUGAAGGCUUCUGUGGAUUAUAUUCGCAAAUUGCAGAAGGAGCAACAGCGCUCCAAAGACCUGGAGAGCCGGCAGCGAUCCCUGGAACAGGCCAACCGUAGCCUGCAGCUCCGAAUUCAGGAGCUAGAACUGCAGGCCCAGAUCCAUGGCCUGCCAGUACCUCCCACUCCAGGGCUACUCUCCCUGGCCACGACUUCAGCCUCUGAUAGCCUCAAGCCAGAGCAGCUGGAUGUUGAAGAGGAGGGCAGGCCAGGCACAUUUCAUGUGGCGGGUACACCUGCCCCAAAUACUCCCCAUCAGCAGCCCCCAGCGCCACCCUCAGAUGCUCUUCUGGACCUGCACUUCCCCAGCGACCACCUGGGGGACUUGGGGGACCCCUUCCACCUGGGGCUGGAGGACAUUCUGAUGGAGGAGGAGGAGAGUGUGGUGGGCGGGCUGUCAGGGGGCACCCUGUCCCCUCUACGGGCUGCCUCUGACCCCCUGCUCUCUUCAGUGUCCCCUGCUGUCUCCAAGGCCAGCAGCCGCCGUAGUAGCUUCAGCAUGGAGGAGGAGUCCUGAUCAGGCCUCACCCCUCCCCUGGGGUUUCCCCACCCAGAAAAGACAAAUCUGGAUGAGGCCUGCCUUUUCCCCCACCCGCUCAUGAAACUGCCUUGCCCAGGUGUUCCGGGGGAAGAGGAGAUGAGAUCAAGCCCCACCCCUGUGAUCAGGAAAAGAGGAGGAGUAGAUGAGGCCCUACCCCUUUCCCAAAGGAACAACCCAGAGAAGGUAUUUCAGACUUAGGGGUGGUGGUGAGAUCAGGCCCUGCCCCCUAGAGAUCACAGCCUUGCCUCUAUCCCAUAGUACCCACCUUUGCCCAGAUAUGGGGAGACAGGAUAAGAUCCUGUCCCUGUCCCCUAGGGACAGUCUAUCUACCCAGGCCUCCUGGGUAAAGGAGAUACCAAUAUUUCACUCCAGCCUUUCACUU